Messenger RNA from Zingiber officinale, 1905 nucleotides. RefSeq names its product elongation factor Tu, chloroplastic-like. Bases 163 to 1599 code for a protein of 478 amino acids. NCBI's taxonomy places the organism in Eukaryota, Viridiplantae, Streptophyta, Magnoliopsida, Zingiberales, Zingiberaceae. The transcript has a single exon. Gene Ontology annotation, biological process: mitochondrial translational elongation. The record is from RefSeq and is a predicted model, not a curated record. Gene Ontology annotation, cellular component: mitochondrion. Gene Ontology annotation, molecular function: translation elongation factor activity; GTP binding; GTPase activity.
GCCAAACCCUAUCUCUCGAUUUCAGUCCGCCGUCCUCAGUACAAUUACGGACGGAAAGGGAGGGCGGAGAUCGGAGAUCGGAGAUCGGAAGACACGCCGCCGAUUUCAUCAGCUUCGCCGUUCUCUUCCGCCACCUCCAAAUCUCCCAUCCCCAUCCGAUCCAUGGCUUCCGUGUUUGCAGUCCAGAAGAGUCUCCUUUCGUCCACCUCCACUACGAAUUCCAAGCCCCAAACCCUUAGGUUCCCUUCGGCUGCCGCCGCCGCCAAUCUUCUCUUCUCUUCGUCCUCCUUCUCCACCGCGAAUUUGUUCUGCGCCUCCCCCGUCUUCCAUCCCCGCCUCCGCCACCGACACGGCCAUCUCGUCGUACGCGCCGCCCGCGGCAAGUUCGAGCGCAAGAAGCCCCACGUCAACAUCGGUACCAUCGGCCAUGUGGACCAUGGCAAGACCACCCUAACCGCCGCCCUCACCAUGGCACUGGCCGCUGUCGGUGGCUCCGCCCCCAAGAAGUACGACGAGAUCGACGCCGCCCCCGAGGAGCGCGCCCGUGGCAUCACUAUCAACACCGCCACCGUCGAGUACGAGACGGAGUCCCGUCACUACGCCCACGUUGACUGCCCCGGCCACGCUGACUACGUCAAGAACAUGAUCACCGGCGCCGCUCAGAUGGACGGCGCUAUCCUCGUCGUCUCCGGUGCGGACGGCCCAAUGCCCCAGACUAAGGAGCACAUCCUCCUCGCCAAGCAGGUCGGCGUGCCUAACAUGGUCGUCUUCCUCAACAAGCAGGACCAGGUCGACGACGAGGAGCUUCUCCAGCUCGUCGAGCUCGAGGUCCGUGAGCUCCUCUCCUCUUACGAGUUCCCUGGCGACGAUGUCCCCAUCGCUUCCGGAUCCGCCCUCCUCGCUCUCGAGGCGCUCAUGGGCAACCCUAAAAUCAAGCGCGGUGAAAACCCCUGGGUCGACAAGAUCUACCAACUCAUGGAUGCAGUCGACAGCUACAUCCCCGUCCCUCAGCGCCAGACCGACCUCCCCUUUCUUCUCGCGAUCGAAGACGUCUUCUCCAUUACUGGACGUGGCACUGUCGCCACCGGCCGGAUCGAGCGUGGCACCAUAAAGGUCGGUGAGACAGUCGAAAUUGUUGGCCUCCGGGAGACGCGUAACACCACGGUCACUGGCGUCGAGAUGUUCCAAAAGACUCUUGAUGAUGCCAUGGCCGGGGACAAUGUUGGGCUGCUUCUCCGUGGGAUACAGAAGGCGGACAUCCAGAGAGGGAUGGUGUUGGCCAAGCCCGGCACCAUUACUCCCCACACCAAAUUUGCCGCCAUUGUUUAUGUCCUUAAGAAGGAAGAGGGUGGGAGGCACUCCCCCUUCUUUGCCGGAUAUCGUCCUCAGUUCUACAUGAGAACCACUGACGUCAACGGCAAAGUUUCUAGCAUAAUGAAUGACAAGGAUGAGGAGGCAAAGAUGGUCAUGCCCGGGGACCGUGUCAAGAUGGUGGUCGAGCUUAUCAUGCCAGUGGCCUGUGAGCAGGGAAUGCGGUUUGCGAUCAGAGAGGGUGGCAAGACUGUUGGUGCAGGAGUCAUACAGUCCAUUAUCGAAUAAACUCUCAAAUGUAAGGCUAUAGUAGUCCCCUUUGAGUUGCUAGAUGAAUUCACAUCUUCGGCUAGUAAGGUUUGAAUAUUUGUGAUCAAGCAUGAAGUAGGUUGAAUGCACUUAACCUCAGCUCACAUUGUCAAAUAUUCUACUGUUUUGGUUCCUCUAUUCAUCUUCUUUUUUUCCCUUCCUUUUCAGUAAGGAUCUUUCUCUGGUGUCAAUUGGCCUCUCCAAAAAUUCAUAGCAACUAAAUUCUGUUAUUCUAUUGAACUACUGUUUGGAUAAGUAGUUGCUAAUGCCUCGUUGAUCACAUUA